Messenger RNA from Penicillium macrosclerotiorum, 990 nucleotides. Its product is annotated as intradiol ring-cleavage dioxygenase. Gene Ontology annotation, molecular function: ferric iron binding; catechol 1,2-dioxygenase activity. NCBI's taxonomy places the organism in Eukaryota, Fungi, Ascomycota, Eurotiomycetes, Eurotiales, Aspergillaceae. Gene Ontology annotation, biological process: catechol-containing compound metabolic process. The transcript has 2 exons. Bases 1 to 990 code for a protein of 329 amino acids. The record is from RefSeq and is a predicted model, not a curated record.
AUGGAUCCCUCGCAGGUCAAGAUCCCGCCCAUGAAGGAUCUCACCACCGAGAACAUCACCGAAAAUGUCAUCACUAUUAACUCGCUCUGCGAAGAUGAGCGCAUGAAAUACGUCCUCGAGCGCCUGGUGACCCACCUCCACGACUUUGCCCGCGAAACCCGCCUCAGCAGCGCCGAAUGGAUGACCGGCCUCCGUUUCCUUACCGAAGUCGGCCAAAUCUGCACCGAAGUCCGACAAGAAUUCAUCCUGCUCUCAGAUGUCCUCGGCCUCUCUAUCCUCGUCGAUUCCAUCGAUCAUCCCAAGCCCCCGGGCUCCACCGAGGGCACCGUCCUCGGCCCUUUCCACACCCACGACGCCGAGGAGAUGCCCGCUGGCGAGUCCAUGUCGCACGACCCCAAGGGAGAGCCGCUGCUCGUUGUCUGCACUCUGCGCGACACCGAGGGCCGCCCCAUCUCCGGCGUCAAGAUCGAUAUCUGGGAGACCGACUCGACAGGCCAUUAUGAUGUGCAGUAUGCUGGGCGCGAGGGCCCGGAUGGUCGCUGCAUUAUGCGCUCCGAUCAGGACGGCAUCUUCUGGUUCAAGGCCAUUACCCCCGUGCCGUAUCCUAUCCCACACGAUGGGCCCGUGGGCCGGUUGCUGAAGAAGCUGCAUCGUCAUCCGUACCGCCCGUCGCACAUGCAUUUCAUGUUCGAGAAAGAGGGUUACGAUAACUUGAUUACUGCUCUCUACCUCCGCAACGACCCCUACGAGACCUCGGACGCUGUCUUCGGCGUCAAGGACUCGCUGACCGUAGAUAUUGGCAAGGCCAGCCCGGAAAUCGCCCAAAAAUACAAUGUCCCCGAGGGCCACGCCCUACUGACAUAUGACUUCGUCCUCGUCUCCGACGCCGAGACUAGUGAGCUGCGGGCGAAGAACUCCAAGGUCGCACUAGACAAGCUGGGCCGUAAGGUGAAGAUCGUGAACGGUCUGCCUAUUCCGGAUUUGGACUAG